This is a messenger RNA of Paramisgurnus dabryanus, 2913 nucleotides long. It is a transcript of the gene toporsa, whose product is annotated as topoisomerase I binding, arginine/serine-rich a. Gene Ontology annotation, biological process: protein monoubiquitination; protein polyubiquitination. The record is from RefSeq and is a predicted model, not a curated record. Gene Ontology annotation, molecular function: ubiquitin protein ligase activity. Lineage: Eukaryota; Metazoa; Chordata; Actinopteri; Cypriniformes; Cobitidae.
GUUCGGAAAGUUUAAGAACAUUGCUCUUCGGAGCUGUGCUUUGUGCUUUUGUCAACCGACCAACGGAGAUUCGUUGUUUAUGUUUAAAAUAUAGGGUUUAUUUUGGGCCUGUGGCUUUUUAUGUUAUUUGCUUUUUGAAAUAUAUAGAUUUUUUGUAUGCUACAUAAUUAUCUUAGUGUCGGCACAGUUUUUUAGUAACUAAAACAUAUCUUCAGGUCGUAGAAGCCUAUGGACUGUGGAUUAAGUUACAUAAAAUAAAUUUAUUAACAAGUGCAGCUAUUUAUUGAUGUUUUUUAAGGAGAUUUAAGACAAAUGCGUCCGAUAGAUUUCAAAUGAUUACCGUCAAUUUCAACAAAACGACUGGAUUAUGGCAUCACCAGAGAUUAAAGAUUCAUCCAGGGCUGCGUUAAACAACGCCAUUAUCAAAGACGCUUCACCUGAAUCAAAAUGUCCUAUAUGCCUGGAUCACUUCAAAAACAUAUCUUACCUUAAUGUAUGCCUUCAUAAGUUUUGCUUCUUGUGCAUCUGUGAGUGGUCAAAAAACAAAGCAGAAUGCCCUUUAUGCAAACAGCCAUUUAACUCCAUCUAUCACAGCAUUAAGGCUGAGAAUGACUACAAAAGGUUUGAUCUGCGACCAACAGAAAAUGGCUCAUUCGGCAAUGUGGCAGGCCAAAGAUUUAGAUAUCGCACUACACUUACAGGUGACCACAGACCAGCACCACGGCGAACGUCACCUCCCCCUGACCAUGGGAUCAUAUUUGAGAGUCUUAGUGGACCCCUUCCUCAGCGGCACAACAGAGAUUUCCAUCGCAUGAUGAGGAGGUUGGCAGCCAGGCAUAGGGCAGAGACUGAAGGCAGGUCUGUACAGAGUCUUCGUGAACAGGAAGUAGUUAAAUUCAGACGGGCCUUAUACAGAAGAGGCCUGCGAGUUCAAAGUGUGCAAGAUGGUGGCCGCACCAGAGAGACCUCUGCCGAGUUUUUCAGAAAGAACCCGGCUUGUCUUCACAGGCUUGUGCCUUGGUUGAGACGGGAGCUCACUGUUCUGUACGGCACGCAUGGUUCUUUUGUCAACAUACUGCAGCACAUCAUCAUGACUCUUAUCACUCGACACAACUUGGAUGAUCAGGCUGUUUUGCAUGAGCUUAGGCCCUUCUUGCUGUCACACACAGAACAUUUCUUGCAUGAGUUUCUUAGCUUUGCUCAGUCUCCAUUCAACGUUGAGGCAUACGACAGGCAUGCUGUCUAUGACCUGCCUGGCCCCUCAACAGAAAGCAGCAGUUCCGAAACCUCUGUGAUUGCCAUCUCUGAGGAUGAGAGUGAUUCUUUAGUGCCCGGACCCCAGGAUUUUACCACUCCUAGGGUCAGCUUAAGCCAAACCGCAUGGGAUGAUGAGACUCCUGGGCCGUCAUACUCUUUAGAGCCAUCUCAGGUUUUUCCUUUCCAUGUGAGAGACUCAGACUCUGAUAGUAGUGUAGAGGAAACGGCAGUGUCUGUUGCUGCUGUGACACAUCAGGAUCAUACCUCAGGCAGUGAUGAAGACUGUGUUAUUGUUGGGUAUGUCAAGCCUAUGACAGAAAGGACACCAGAACUGAUCCAGCUUACCUCUGAUUCAGAAGAGUCUGAAGAGAAUGGAGACCCACAAAGUCCUCAACCACCCCAACACAUUCGUUUUACUUCAGAGUCACCGUCUGUCACUCAAAGACCCUCGGGGAGGUCACCUGAAGACACCACACGUGUCCACACCUCAAAUCGCCAUAGACAAAGAGAUAAACAUGAUAAAAGACAUCACGAAAGAGAGUUGUCUAGAGAAGGAUCCUCGCGUAGUAACAGGACGCACUCCUGCUCUCAUAGCAGAAACCACUCAUUAUCUAAAGAUGGUACGCAUAAGAGGAGACGAGAAAAAGAAACCAGUCACAACACUUCAUCUUAUUCGCAUUCGUAUAGCCAGUAUAAAGAGAGCUGCAUUGGAUAUUAUACAGAGACACACUCAUCCUACUCCAGCUAUUACAGAAAUGUUUAUGAUUGCUCGCGUUCUCGGUCACGAAGUAGAAGGCAAAGCAAAGACCGCCGGGACAGAGUCCACUCGAGGAGUAGUUCUAGAUUCAGCUCCAACUCCUCCAUCCGUCAGGGAAGAAGCCACUCGAGGAGCAGCUGUAGGAUCAACACGUCACAACAAGAUGAAUACGGCAGGAAGAGAAAGUACAAAACAAAGCAUCUAGAGAAACACCAAAGAAAAAGUUCUGGAAAAUCAUAUUCUGAGCCUGGUGAAGAUUGUAUAAGGAAGAAAAAGAAAGAGAAGAAACAUCACAAGAAGUCCAAAAAGAAAAGUAGGAGCCCAAGUACAGACGUUAAGUGUGAUGACACGUCUGAUGGGCACAGCAGGAAACAUCACAAAAAGAGGAAGAAACACAGGAGGAAAAGCAAAAGAGACCGAGAAAAAGACAAGGGUAAAAGGAGGUUAAGAAGGAAUAGCUCAGAUCCCAUAACAGUUACAACUGACAGUCAAAGUGACAAUACAGACCCUACUCUACCCUCAGACAGAAAUGUCUGUUUUGUUAGAUCCACUGUUGUUAUUGCAGACAGUGCUAGAAAAACUCAACAAGCAUCUGCUGCCACUGAAUGUAGUUCUAUUGGGCAUUUAGAAAAUCACCCCCCAAAAGAUUAACAUCAUACUGAGUUUGCCUCUUUAAAUGAACAGUUAUUAAAACAAAUUGCCAAAAAGCAUAUGAAUGUUUUAAAAUAUGUUUUCAUAAAUGCCAAACGUAUAUAUGAAAUGCUAAAUGCCUAAUAGGUCUGUUAUUGUAUGACUAAAAUUCAGUGAAGAAUCAUUUUUGUACAACAUUCUCAAAGGUUUACAUUUUUUUCAGACCCCUUUUAUGUGACUGGUUCUAAUAAACUGCCUUUUACACUGUA